GGAGUCGUGUUUGGCUCAAAUCAUAACCUAACGAGGCGUCACUCAUCUCCAGUAAGUAACUGUCUGUCUGUAAGUUUUGAAUCAUUCGAAACAAAAACAAAGAAAGCAAAUACCCUUUUUAAAGUUUAAAACGGGUAUUUGUUUUCUUUGUUUGUUUGUUUGUUUGUUUGUUUGUUUUUUUGCAAUUUAAUUAUUAAUAACAAUAGUUCCACCAAUAGGUAGACAGAACUUCCGGACGGUCAAAAAAAAUUGAGACUGUUUGGUAAUCCUUUUACUUUACGUCUCUUGAAUCUCAAGGUGAUUUAUUAACAUUAGAUGUACGUGAAAAAUUGGCAGGCGCGGUAUGAUCGUCUCAAUUUUUUACAGCACAUUUUUGGUUGCAUAGAUACGGAGUACCUCCUCAGCUGAAAAAUGCCAGUUUGGAUUGGGCAAAAUAAAGUUCUGCCCAUGGGCAGAUGGUAAACUACUAAGAAAAGUUAAAAUUCAACCUAGUUUGUCCGUUCCGUGUGAACAGAGCGAACAUGUAAAGCGGUUCCAUGUAAACGAAGUGUCCUAUCAAAUUAUUCAGCUGAUCGAAAAUUCGUCCGGUGCCGCAGUGUGAAAGUACAGGGUUGGUUCGCACCUUGAAAAUCCUUGAAAGUCCUUGAUUUUUAAAAUAAAAAUUCAAGGCCUUGAAAAUUGCAGUCGGCGCUGGAAAGUCCUUGAAUUUUAAUGCUUAUACCACUACAUGAGAAAUUUCUGCAAUCUGAUUGGCUUAGAGCAGUGGUAUUUCAGCUUAAUUUGAAAUACCUACAAGUGAAAAUUACAAACCUUUGCGGCUAGUGGUAAAAACAGAUAAUAGCAUGAUUUGUACGUGAUAUUUGGUAAAAAUACCACUCGUGAUAUUGCAAAAUUGUCUCAAAUUUUACUCGCCUAACGGUUCGUGAAAUUAAGUAUAACAAUUUCGAAAUAUCACUCGUGGCAUUUAUGCGAAAUAUCACUACAAAUCAUGCUAUUACCUAUACUAACUAUUAGAACUGAAGUUGAUUUUUCCUAUUUUAAUACGGCAUUACAAAUCUGCCGUUAUCGACUGAGUUUCUAAAGCAAAUUGCCUAUCCAGCAUAAGAGAUCCAAAGCUGACGUUUUAUGCACCAGCCUUUCGUCUGCGGUAUCCCUUUGGGCUCGCUUUGUAGAGGGGCAAGCCAAAUGUCAGCUUUUGACUUUUAUGUUAACGGUUUAUCAACUCACCAUUAACCCCAAUUUUUAUAUUCCACCCCCUCCACCUCCCCAACCCCAAACCAACUACUGACGGCAGCAAAUUUCUUUAAAAACAAGCCCUUGUUAGGGUAAUAAUGUGAUGUAAUUUUGUAGUGAAAUUUCAGUUGCAGUGUACCGAAGGCAUGUUCAGUUCACGAAAUGGAAUGAAACCUCGCACAACUACUCCGUCAGGUUAGUUUCAAAACGUACUUAAAAGAUAUUUGGGAAACUCGCUUUCAAAUGGAAAGCUGUCUCAAAGUAAGAGACUGACUAAUAACAGUAAAUUGUAGUGGAACCACGGAGUGGAACAGCAUACAGCAUGCAGUUUGUAAUGUGUAACUGGUUUGGUAUUGCUAUGGUUCUUUUCAGGUGUUUUACACGAUCGAAGGACAAGAUCUUUUAACACCUCCCUGCGGGCUCGGCUUGCCAGGGUCGAUAACGUACAAAGUGCGAGUACUCCAAGGUAUUUCUCUGCUUUUAUUACUACUCUUACUCCUAGCAGGGCCAAAGAAAAGCUAACGUAAAAUUUACCUUCUAAAAUUGGAAGAAAUAAAUAUCACCACGCAAAAGUUCUGCCUAAGAGGUUUUUAAUUGAAUGGUAACACCAUGGGAUUUCGUAUACCUAUGUAAAAGCUUUAGUGAUAAAUAAUCUUGCUAUUACGUAGUCCAGGAUUGAAUAGGUUAAUAAGAUCAUGGUAUUCCAUCUCAUCACUAGGGAUUCGCGAAGGUUUAUUAACUAAGUAAGGGUAAAUUUCUUUUUAUUUGUUCAUAGAAUAAACAAGUUUACGGAAAAGAAUAAUCAACUAAGGAAAUAAAAAGAAAAAGGGAAAACAUAGUGAAACUAAUAUCUUGCCCUAAUAGUUUGAAAAAUAAAAAGGAUUCUUAAUUGAAAGGAUAAAGUGGUUCCACGGAGCUAAAAGCUCGCGGCCAUCUUUGAUCUUUACUUCCCGCUGAUCCGUGUAUGUAAGAAAGUGUAGAUGAUCUUGUUAAGCCCUUAACCUCAUCAAGAAUAGAUGAGGUUGGGUGUAGGUGCUCUAUAAGAUGGUGGUGCCAAGCGCAAAAGAGGCAAACACAACGUAUCCAAGGCAACCAGUGAGCGGCAACCACCACCGACACCUUCACACUGACCAACUAGAUCAGUGGAAAUAAGACAGUACACACUUACCUGGAAGGGAGGGAGGGACAGGGAAGAAAUCAGCACAAGGGAGCUUAAACGCAAAGCACUCUUAAUUGUGCAAUGAAGACCACUGUUUCGAGUUUAGCUUCGCAUAAAUUGCAUUUUGCCACAAAAAAGUAUGAACAGACUGUUAGUGAACGCGGUAUGGAGUAUUUUAAAGACCUUUGUCAGGAACUAAGUUUGGCAUUUUGUUGUGGAAAAUUUAGGCGCCACAUUAACACAGAUUGUAACCGCUCCCCGAGGCCAUCACAAGCAGUCACACCUAGCGGCUUGAAGACCAAAAAAUUCAAUGUUCCAAGAACAAGCACUCCGAUGAAUUCUCCAGCAUGCCGCAGAAUGCGUGGACCACGGCCGCCAUUUGUUACGCCUUAUCGAAAGCAGGUUGUCAGUAGGAACGUCUCCCCGCUGGUGCGCUGUACAGCUCCUGGAUGUCCCAUCCUCAAGCCAUUGGAGAGCCCGGGAGCCGCAGACGUGGAGCCUUCUUCGAAAAAGCUAAAGAUUUCAUCCCCUAACACCACAUUUAAUUCGAAAAGUAGGACAGAAUUAUCCGAGGUUGGUUUAGUUCUUACUUCCUGAUUUGUGUUUAAUUACCAUUAAGCUUACGGCAAGGUUUCGUUCACACGGCAGCGGACGAAUUUUCGACCGGUUGAAAAUUGAUGCGGUUAGGUGCUCCGUUUACACGGAACCACCGGAACUGUACCAAAAUUAAGACGCCUAGCCGUUCAAAGUUCCUUUGAACAGUUAGUUAGUUAGUUAGUUAGUAUGGUCGAGUGCCAGUUCGGAUAUGGAUUCUCCCUCGCCAGUCCCUUUGGUCUAGCACUGUCGUUCCGAGUUCUCCGAGAGUGGCGAAUCCGGUGUCCUCAAGCAGAGUGUGUACGUAUGUGGUCCUGGGUCUUCCUAUCUUACUUUGUUCGUGUUGUGGCUGCCACAACACAAGCUUCGAUGCCUCCUCUUUUUUGUCUAACACAAUGCCAAGCUACUCUCUCUAGAAACUUUUGGGAGAUAACCGUACAGAUCUUUAUUAAUUUUGUGAUGUGGUCUUUCCAAGAAACGUUUGGUGCUGUGCAAAGCAGUCUAGUAUAGGCACCAACAACUUGCUUUUCAGUGCUUUUUCUUAGAGUUAAUGUUUCACUGCCGUAAAGGAAAACACUCUCUACUGUUGCCCGGGAUAGUCUAACCUUUGAACAGAGCGAAAAUAUUGAAUGGUUCAGUGUUUAAAAGUGUGUGAUCAAAUUUUUGAGCCGGUCGAAAAUUUGUUGGGUGUCGUGUUAACCUGCCUUUUGCUUCGAUAUCUAAGACCAAGCUUAAGUCAGAGCUUAACUUGACAUCCUCUCAAGUUUGUCGCUACAAUCAAUGAGACAUCUCUGAAUGUAAUUUGCUGGAAAAUUUAUAUUAGUUACCCUUUUUUCUCCUAGUUGCCAUAACCCACCCUAGCUGUAGUAACAUAAAGUAAUAAGCUAAAGCCUGCUUACCUGAUCACUAACCUGUUUAUUGCUUUGAUAUCAAAGACGGACUGUAAAGUCAAACCUCAGCCGGGAUUCCUUUCUCAAGUUCGUCGUGGUAAUCGAAGGGUGAAAAUUAGGGAAAUGACAGGAAACGCUACACCCGGUGGAUUUACUACUGCAGAGGUACGAUGGCCUGUAAUUCUUAAAUGUAAAAUAUUUUAGCAUAACACAGUCCCUUUAGGUUGACGAGGAGUCAUGUCAUGAUAACACCUCUAUCGCAUAGUAUUACGGGAGCAAGUGUGGCCUUGGCGCAAUAUUAACGGCACUCUCCUCCUUUCAAUGUGGCCCGGGUUGGAAUCCCGGCGUCGACACCAUAGGUGGGCUGAGUUUGUUGUUGGUUUUCUCCUUUGCACCAAAAGGUUUUUCUCCGGGUACUCCGGUCUCUCCUCAAAAACCAAUAUUUCCGAAUUGCAAUUCGAACAGUAAUCAGUUAAACAAAGAACCAGUCUUACCUCUAAAUAGUUAUGUAUUAUUUAUUAUAUCGUUUGAAAUAGUUUUUAGUAUGUGCCAUUCUUGCGCUCAGCCUGGUAGAAUUCCGAAUGGAUUACUUUGUUCCAGCCGUCACUUCUUUCAUUUUCUUUCAGCUGCUUGAACUGGGUGUUUCACUUGAGGUGUUGUCUGUUACUUCUUCCAAUGCUGGCUCAUUCCGAUUUAUGGGCAGGAAGUAUCUAAGCGAGGCAGUCUUAACCGGCGAAGAGGGGGCGAGGACAGAGGACGGAGGACUGCUGUAUGCUGGAGACGAUGGCAUGGUUGGUCUGGAAGAGAUAAAAAGGUAAGGGAUGAUAACGGAGAUGUUUAGGUGACAGGGUGUCGUUUUAUGGAAUAUGGCUGGUUGGUUUGUUUUCAGUAUUUGGUCUUUGGGUUUUUGUCUCAUUGUCGAGUUCUUUGAUUUAUUCUUUUCUUUGUGAUUGAUUUUUUGAUUUAUUGACUGAUUAUUUGAUUGAUUUUCCAAUGGCGGCUAAACAGACAAAAGUAGACUAGGUCUCCUUCAAGGCAGCUCAUAUACUAGACUAUGAGAAGAUAGGACCCUGACUAUCCAGAUACACUGCCUACUUGCAAAGAGUUUUAAAAGAUGUCUCUGUAAUUUACUGAUAUGAUAGCCCGCCCAUAGAAUCCUUAGCAGGCUUUAAGUUAAAGUUGACCUUUGAAAUGUAUUUCUCAGCGCAUUUCUCAGCACACCAGGGGUAGACAAACAAUUGAUAAGUGAAGAGUGGAUAGCCAAUCAUUACAGAUGGAUCAUAUGGAAGCUAGCUGCAAUGGAGGUAGCUUUUCCUCGUCAUUUUGCUGGAAGGUAAUAGUCUCGUUUAUUUACAAAGAAUUUUCACCCCCUCGUUCUUGAGUAGUCUUGAUGACAGGAUAAGGGCUGGGUUGGCAGUGAAGUUUCAUAGCAACAAUAGCGCGGGAAUGGCAUUUAAUUAAGAAAUAAUAUAAUAUCAUCAUCACCAUCAUAAAAAAAAAACAAACAAACAAACAAACAAAAUAAAAUAAUAAUAAUAACAAUAAUAAUAAUAAUAAUAGGAUAUGACCGCUAUCCGAUCCAUUUGGUUAUGCCGCUUUGUUACUCUUGUCGUUGUGUAUUUGUUUUAGAUGUUUGACUCCAGACUGGGUUUUGUGCCAGCUCAAGUACAGAUAUGAUAGGGAAAUUGAUCAGAGCAACAGGUAAUAGUUAGUAAAAUGUAGAUGCAAAAUCCUUAUUUUAGACUGGUGGAUUUCAAUUAAAACUACCGCAAUAACUCACAAUAAUGUAAUUUGUUUGUAAAGAGAAUAAAAUAAAUGACAAGUUGUUUUUGCUGAUGUUGUUGUUCUUUUCUAAAAGCAAAUAAUGUGCCCUGUUUUGAUAGCCUGUGACACAGUUCAAAUAGAAGCAGCCUCCUGCGAGCAGUAAUUUCCAGUGGUGAUUUUACCUUAGUGUACUGGGUUUGCUAGUUUUGGUCGAACAAAUACUGGAUUGUAACAUAAAUGGAAACUCCAGUUUUUUUUCUUUUUGUUUAGUUUUCAUAAUACAUUGUAUCGUAUAUACCUCACGAGUACAUUUUGGGUAUUCUUGCUGCUACGACGGUUGAUUUAUUACGAUUGUUUUGAAGGUCUGCUCUGAAGAAGAUUCUGGAACGUGAUGAUGUGUCGAGCCGCACUAUGGUUCUCUGUGUAACUAGUGUCUCGGUAACACCCAAUCAAACUGAAGGUGCGUCUCUAGAUCAGAAAGACAAAGAUGGUGGAAAGGAUGUCCAGGGAUCUUCUAACAAAACCGUGGUUGGUGUCUUCAGUGUAAUCAUAUAUAUGUUUACAUAUUUUGUCACAGGCUAUUCGUCUGUUGUGCUCUGUAUGUACGUGCUAUCGUAGGUUCUAUCUCCAGGAGAAAAUACAAAAAAAUGUUUUAAAAGUGUAAGAGAAUCUAAAGCAGAAUAAAGAAUGUAGCUCGAUUUGUUUGAAGUAAUGUGUUGUUGAAGGGGAACGUUCUGUCAGAAGCUCAAUGAAAUACCUUGCGUAUUUUUUCCUGGAAAUUUGUUUCUCUUCAAUGGACGACAUGUAAAGCAAAGCAAACUAAACUAAGAGACAAGUUUAUAAAUGUGCUGUGCAAGCUGUGCUUGAUAGAUUUUUUGGCGUUGCGGCAAAAUUCAGCUGUUCAAUCAAAACAAAUUCGGCACAAGCUUAAGAGAGACACCGCUCGAAUCAAAGCUGAACAGUUCUUCCUGUCUUAAAUCAUAACUGGUAUUCUAUUUUCAGAGUUCUUCUGUGAUAGAGUUGACUGAUGGCUGGUACAGCAUUCGUGCAUUGCUGGACAGGCCACUCACCAGAUUGCUGAACGACGGGAAACUUAUUGUGGGACAAAAAAUUUGUGUUUAUGGAGCGGAGUUGGUGGGAUCAGAACAAGCUGUAUCGCCGCUCGAGGUACACUUUUGUAGUAUGUGGUCGUCAACUGUGUAUAAUGAGAGCAAUCACCGUUUGAGAACUUACUGCAAAGUACAAUUCAAAUUAUUUCUCUUUUUACCCUCAGGCAAAUGGUUAGUUGGAGCUCAUUAGGUCCCCUCUCACAGGGAGACAAAAUGUCCUAAGGGAGUCAUUUAACAGAGUACAUAACGUAUUUUACAUGUUUCUCUUUCCUGUACCGAUAUGGAUGAAAUUCGUCGUGUUUUAAAACACAUCCUCACUGCCGUGGCCGAGAGGUUAAUGAUGAAAAAGAAUAUUUUUGAAACAUCUAAAUCAACGGCAGUUAAACAGGUUUGAAUCUAUAAUCCGCAUGAUAAAUGCGUCUUUUUUGUACCAGGCUCCUUCCUCGUUGAUGCUUCGACUCCACGCUAAUUCCACCCGACGUGCUCUUUGGGAUGCAAAGCUUGGUUUCCAUAGUCACGUGCGCGCUUUUCCAUUACCGCUGGUCUCUUUAUUUUGUGAUGGGGGAUUCACAGGCUGCAUUGAUGUUGUUGUAUUAAGACAGUACCCUGUUCAGGUGAGAGACUAACUCGUGACUCUUUCGUUAACCACUUACACAACCAAAGGGCAUUACCUCCGACACAAAUUCAGACAAGAAAUGUAUUUGGUUUUGAAUGUGCUAUUUGAACUUAAAACCACUGAUUUAUUUUGAAGAAAAACAUAGAGAGCCAAAAGUAAACGCUAUUUUCGUUAUGGGCAGUAGCUAGGCGCCAGAAAGUCGGUUUUACAGCUUACUAUACAAUGUAAAACUUCACUUACCCAUUGCGCAAGUUAGUCGAUAUUAGAAUUCACCAGCCCGAUUGCGAAAGCAAAAUUCACAAGCCCAGGACACGACUUUCUUUGCAGGCUAAAUAGCACCCUCAGUUAUGGUUGGCGUUUCUAUUUAAAAACUGUUUAUGUUCUGAUAUGCUCUAUCCUUUUUUGUAGUGGAUGGAAAAGAUGCCUGACGGGACAAACGUUUUUCGAAAUUCUCGCCUCGAAGAGCGAGAAGCCAAAAGGUUUGAAGCCGAUCGUCAACAGCGACGUGAGAAGCUUUUUCUUCAGGUACAAGAGGAGUUUGAAAAAGAAUCAGGACAGCCAGGUUUGAUACUUUCAUUAAAAUCUGUGACGUUAUUUAACCCUCUUUUAGACCCACACCGCUUGGCGCUAACGUUCGGUUGGUCCCUUAAAGACAGUCACAGAAAUUUACUGACGAACGGAAGGCAAAAACUCUAGAAAUCUCUUUAAAGGAGCUGCCCGUUAUACGUUGGAGUGGACUGCAAUUCUAUGAAAUAACCUAAAACUGCCUUCUUUAUUUUUUAUUCAUUGGUAUAUAUGCUCACAAGCGAUGCCCAUAUCGUUAAUUUUGAAUAAAUUCUUCCCGUCACGUCCGGUGUUAAUUAUUAUUACUUUUUUAUUCAGACAUCGAGACACAAAGAACAACCAAAUUUCGUCGUCGAUCUUAUUCAUCCCGCGAUUUAAGUCAGCUGAGUGAUGGAAGGGAAAUCUACGAAGCUCUUACACGAGCGUCUGACCCCGACGCGGUAAAGGUGUGUGAGACUGACCUAUAACUACCGUGAACUUCAUUUUAUAUGGAUACUAACUACAAGGGGGUCUUGAUUUUUAUUAGAUACUUUCUGUGUUCCCAAGCGUCUUUCUCUUUUUGAGCGUGGCGGUCGAAGUGGAGGAGGGGGGAGGGGGGAUUUCGUCGAAUGUAAUCGCAAACAACCCUUUUCUCUCUUUUAGGAAUGUCUCGAUGAACGCCAAGUGACCGCUCUGGAGGAAUACCAGCGCUUGAUACAGGAAAAGAAAUGUGCUGAAUUACAGAGAAAGUUUGAACUAAUUUGGCAAGAGCAGGAGGAAGAGGUAGCUGGUCCUUGAUGUUGAUAUUCAUAGCUACUUUUGAAAUAGUGAUAAUGAAAAUGAUGAUGAUGGUCAUAAUAAUAAUAGUAGUAAUAAUAAUAAUAAUAUCAAAUUGGUUUUCCCUCAGUGUCAGUUGAAACGAAAUGUGGUCCCUCUACUGAAAGUUUGGAUUACAGACUACAGAUACCGUACAAAAGAAAGUAAGUAUUGAUCAAUUUAGAAUGAAUAUAAGGCUUUGAAGUAUCAAUUGAUUAUCAGACACCAUAAGAGUAUUUGUAAAUUUGUGACAAAGUAGUUUACAAGAAGCAUUCAAAUCUCACGUUACAUGAAAUACUGAAAAACAACUCGUACCAUUUUCACUGAAAUUCCUCGCUUCAAUGUUUAAGCUACCUCUAUCAGCCUCAUAUUUAGCUUUAGAAGUGAAAUGGUUAAUAUUUGUCCAAAUCACAGAUGCCAUAUUGAGUAUCUGGCGAGCAAGCGAAGAUUUAAUGCAACUACUGAGUGAGGGAUCUCGACUGAGGAUAUAUCACCUUACGGCAGCUGGUGUCAGGUAA
Porites evermanni is the source of this 9242-nucleotide messenger RNA. The record is from the annotation of a GenBank genome assembly. NCBI's taxonomy places the organism in Eukaryota, Metazoa, Cnidaria, Anthozoa, Scleractinia, Poritidae.